UGACCACGCAGCACGCAGCGGUCAGAACCCAACAAAAUAAGCGGCCCGCCCCUUCGACUGCGCUGCGCUGCCUGCCUGCAUCAGAGGAGCGUCAGCGUUGUCCCGGCGUUUCUCUCUCUCCCCAUCCCACCCUUUUCAUGCGUCCACACGACUCGACGGGAUUCUUGGCUUCGCUCAUCGUCUCCUCCACAUGCCAUUUUGACCCUCCCGUUCCUAUCUCCUCGCCUCCCUACAUAAGGCUUUCUUUAAUCGGCGGCUGCUCGCUAUCCCUGCCUCCGCCAUGGAGGGUUAGGGUUUUGCGGAGCUCUAUCUCACACAAGGGGCGGCCCGCGGCCACCGAGACGAGACGAACUGACCCCUCUCUUCUAUCUCCCCUCUCACUCUCUGAUGCGCAGCUAGGAUUCGGCUGAGCUAGGAUUUGGCAGAUCCAGGCUUAGGCUUAUUUUGGGAGACGGGAUACAGACGGUUGAAGGAGAGACGCACACGCGCAAGUCUACUCUGGUGUCUGCCUGCUCCUACGAGGGUGGGAGGAGGUGAGGCGGCAUGAGCUUCGGGAGUCUAUUUGACGGUGGGGCCGGUGGAGGAGGCGGCGGCGGGAUGCAGUUCCCGUACUCCGGCGGGUUCUCGUCCUCACCGGCUCUCUCUCUCGGGCUGGACAACGCCGGCGGCAUGGGCAGGCGGAUGCUUCCUGGUGGCGCGGGCCCAGAUGGUGGGAUGGCGAGGGACGCGGACGCGGAGAACGACAGCCGGUCGGGGAGCGACCACCUCGACGCCAUGUCCGGCGGCGGCGAGGACGAGGACGACGUCGAGCCAGGCAACCCCCGCAAGCGCAAGAAGCGCUACCACCGCCACACGCCGCAGCAGAUCCAGGAGCUCGAAGGGCUGUUCAAGGAGUGCCCUCACCCGGACGAGAAGCAGCGCGGCGAGCUGAGCAAGAGACUGGGCCUCGACCCGCGCCAGGUCAAGUUCUGGUUCCAGAACCGUCGCACGCAGAUGAAGACACAACUGGAGCGGCACGAGAACGCCCUGCUGAAGCAGGAGAAUGAUAAGUUGCGCGCCGAGAAUAUGACGAUCCGUGAGGCCAUGCGCAGCCCGAUGUGCGGCGGCUGCGGGAGCCCCGCCAUGCUUGGGGAGGUGUCCCUGGAGGAGCACCACCUGCGCAUCGAGAAUGCGCGGCUCAAGGAUGAGCUCAACCGCGUCUACGCCCUUGCUACCAAGUUCCUCGGCAAGCCCAUGUCCAUCCACUCGGGGGCCCAGCUGCCGCCACACCUGCCCAUGCCCAUGCCGAGCUCGUCACUGGAGCUCGCAGUCGGGGGCCUUGGUGGCAUAGGGUCUAUGCCCUCUGCCACGAUGCCUGGUUCCAUGAGUGAGUUUGCUGGGGGUGUGUCUAGCCCGUUGGGCACGGUAAUCACACCAGCACGGGCAACUGGAUCUGCUCCGCCGUCUAUGGUGGGCAUCGACAGGUCCAUGUUAUUGGAGCUUGCGAUCAGCGCAAUGGAUGAACUUGUCAAGAUGGCACAGAUGGACGAGCCUUUGUGGGUUACAAGCCUGACUGGUGCUCCCAACAAGGAAACGCUGAACUUUGAGGAGUAUGUCCACUCCUUGCCGUGCAUCGGCUUGAAGCCUGUGGGUUUUGUGUCUGAGGUCUCUAGGGAGUCUGGCCUUGUCAUCAUCGACGACAGCGUUGCCCUUGUAGAGACCCUUAUGGAUGAGAGACGGUGGUCUGACAUGUUCUCGUGCAUGAUUGCUAAGGCCACGAUCCUAGAGGAGGUGUCAACCGGCACUGCAGGAAGCCGAAAUGGCGCGCUGCUGCUGAUGAAGGCUGAACUACAGGUACUCUCACCUUUAGUCACCAUCAGGGAGGUUACAUUUCUCAGGUUUUGCAAGCAGUUGGCCGAGGGUGCAUGGGCAGUAGUGGAUAUGUCUAUCGAUGGAUUGGUGAGAGAUCAGAACUCUGCAACAACAUCUACCGCUGGAAAUAUAAAGUGCAGGAGGUUACCUUCUGGCUGUGUGAUGCAAGACACUCCCAAUGGCUACUGUAAGGUCACAUGGGUUGAGCAUACGGAAUACGAUGAGGCAUCAGUGCACCAGCUCUAUCGGCCGCUACUCCGGUCUGGGCUCGCCUUUGGAGCCAGGCGGUGGCUUGCAACGCUGCAGCGCCAGUGUGAAGGCCUGGCCAUCCUCAUGUCCCCUGAUACAGUUUCGGCAAAUGACUCGUCAGUUAUAACGCAAGAGGGUAAGCGAAGCAUGCUGAAGCUAGCACAACGGAUGACGGAGAACUUCUGUGCUGGGGUGAGCGCAUCAUCUGCACGUGAAUGGAGCAAGCUGGACGGCGCAGCAGGUAGCAUCGGGGAGGACGUGCGUGUCAUGGCACGGAAGAGCGUGAACGAGCCUGGGGAGCCACCGGGCGUGGUGCUGAGCGCUGCCACAUCGGUUUGGGUGCCCGUGGCUCCUGAGAAGCUGUUUAACUUCCUCCGUGAUGAACAGCUGCGUGCAGAGUGGGACAUCCUCAGCAAUGGAGGCCCCAUGCAGGAGAUGGCUAACAUUGCCAAGGGACAGGAGCAUGGAAACUCGGUGUCCCUCCUUAGGGCCAGUGCAAUGAGUGCCAACCAGAGCAGCAUGUUGAUCCUUCAGGAGACUUGCACUGAUGCGUCAGGCUCGAUGGUUGUGUACGCUCCAGUGGACAUCCCGGCAAUGCAGCUCGUCAUGAACGGCGGGGACUCCACCUAUGUUGCUCUGCUGCCAUCUGGGUUCGCCAUCCUGCCGGACGGUCCCAGCAUCAGCGCCGGGCACAAAACUGGCGGCUCUUUGCUCACCGUGGCAUUCCAGAUCCUCGUCAACAGCCAGCCGACCGCCAAGCUCACCGUGGAAUCAGUGGAGACCGUGAACAACCUCAUUUCCUGCACCAUCAAGAAGAUCAAGAAUGCGCUGCAGUGUGACGCCUGAGCGUCUCAACAGACGUCGCCGUGGGGAUGGCUGUCGACAAUGAGCCUGAGUCAAGAACGAACCGCGCACUGGAAGAAACCUUUGCUAGGUGAUAAGAAUCCAGCUUUGGCAGGUCCUUAGCACAGAGCAAUGGUGGUGGUUCGGGUAUUGACUUCGGCCUCUACCGUCUGCCAUUCUCCCAGGCAACCCGGCGGUUGGAUACAGUACCAUGCAUAAUGGAAAUUGGUAGAUGGCUAAUCUUAUGCUUUAGUCCCAUCGUUUUAGGGGAUCAAAUCAAACCUUGUGUUUUUGGCUGGCUCGUUGUUAAUUAUACAACAUUGUCUGUUCUCUGUUGUGAGUCAGUCUAUGUCAUGUACUCAUGUGUAAACCUGUGAGCUCAGCAAUGUUGGGUUAUUGACAUAUUGUGCUGAUGGCGUCGUCCAUAGGUUAUGGUAGCAGCACAAGUGUAGGCAUCAAUGCUGUCAGCCAAUAAUGUUUGAUAAAGUGGCUUAGGGUUUAUCCUGAGACGCUUAAUUAGAUCAAUUAAACAUUAUUCUGCAAUAUAUAGCGGAUUAAUGCUCUGAACGAUUAUGUUGUAUUGUCUGUGUGGCACAAGGUGUUAAGCAUGGAGGUUCGAGACUA
This is a messenger RNA of Phragmites australis (common reed), 3567 nucleotides long. RefSeq names its product homeobox-leucine zipper protein ROC5-like. Lineage: Eukaryota; Viridiplantae; Streptophyta; Magnoliopsida; Poales; Poaceae. The coding region runs from base 544 to 2946 and encodes 800 amino acids. The transcript has 9 exons. Gene Ontology annotation, molecular function: DNA binding; lipid binding; DNA-binding transcription factor activity, RNA polymerase II-specific. Gene Ontology annotation, biological process: regulation of DNA-templated transcription. The record is from RefSeq and is a predicted model, not a curated record.